Molecule: messenger RNA, 2146 nt
Organism: Triplophysa rosa
Lineage: Eukaryota; Metazoa; Chordata; Actinopteri; Cypriniformes; Nemacheilidae
Gene: sim2
Product: SIM bHLH transcription factor 2
Exons: 11
Coding region: 135-2036 (633 amino acids)
Biological process (GO): regulation of transcription by RNA polymerase II
Molecular function (GO): DNA-binding transcription factor activity, RNA polymerase II-specific; protein dimerization activity; RNA polymerase II transcription regulatory region sequence-specific DNA binding
Source: RefSeq, a predicted model, not a curated record
AAGGUUUUAGUCCAGUCCUGGAAAUGAUUAAUGAAACAUGUUUUAACGUGUAACACUUAAAGUGCCUCGUUUUAUUCAAAACUAGAGAAGGACAGCAGCGCUUUCAGAGGCUUGUUAUUCUCAAUGUGUCAGAAAUGAAGGAAAAGUCCAAGAAUGCUGCGAAGACACGAAGAGAAAAAGAAAAUGGAGAAUUUUAUGAAUUGGCCAAACUGUUGCCGUUGCCCUCGGCCAUCACAUCCCAACUGGACAAAGCUUCAAUCAUCCGACUGACCAGCAGUUACCUGAAGAUGAGAUCGGUCUUUCCAGACGGUCUCGGUGAGGCGUGGGGUCAGUCGUCACGUGUCAGCCCUUUGGACGUUUUGGCGAAAGAUCUCGGAUCUCACCUGCUGCAGACAUUAGACGGGUUUGUGUUUGUCGUCGCGCCAGAUGGCAAAAUCAUGUACAUUUCAGAAACAGCUUCAGUUCAUCUGGGUCUGUCACAGGUGGAACUGACUGGAAACAGCAUAUAUGAAUACAUUCACCCUUCAGAUCACGAUGAGAUGAACGCUGUGCUUAGCACACACCAACCUCUACACACUCACUUCCUGCAAGAGUAUGAAAUCGAGCGCUCGUUCUUUCUGAGGAUGAAGUGUGUUUUGGCCAAGAGGAACGCAGGCCUCACAUGUGGCGGUUAUAAGGUGAUUCACUGCAGCGGGUACCUGAAGAUCCGCCAGUUCGUGAUGGACGUCUCACUGUACGAGUCGUGUUAUCAGAUUAUCGGUUUGGUGGCCGUCGGUCACUCGCUCCCCCCCUGCGGAAUCACAGAGAUCAAACUCCACAGCAACAUGUUCAUGUUCCGCGCCAGUCUCGAUCUCAAACUCAUCUUCCUAGACAGCAGGGUGGCAGAGCUAACAGGUUAUGAACCACAGGACCUGAUUGAGAAAACUCUCUAUCAUCACGUGCAUGGAUGUGACGUGUUUCACCUGCGAUACGCACAUAAUUUAUUGUUGGUAAAGGGACAGGUCACCACUAAGUACUAUCGUCUGCUGUCCAAACACGGUGGUUGGGUUUGGGUGCAGAGCUGCGCCACCAUUGUUCACAACACUCGUUCAUCUCGACCGCACUGUAUCGUCAGCAUCAAUUAUGUGUUAACGGAUGUGGAAUAUAAAGAAAUGCUGUUAUCUCAGGACCAGAGCAGAUCCAGAGCAUCUCUCUCUUAUAAAAAUGGUCUCACGGCUUCUCAGGAUUCACACAAACAGCUUAAAGCCAAAACAGGCAAAAUCAAAAGCAAACUGAAAGUUUCUCCAUACCCUCAGACAUCACAGCAUUCUGAUAAACUGGAGUGUUCGUCAUGGAAGUCCAGCUCGUCCGGUCAGGUCUCGCUGCCUCUGAUCUCUCCAUCUGUCCCUGAACCGCCGGACGUGACGUCUCACUCUCUGCCACACCCUUACACCAUAGACUGCCGAAAGCUGCGAGCGACGGCAAGCUCAUCUGGACGACACAUGCUGCAUGGAGACGCUGCCUGGAGCUGCAGUUUAAAUAAACCUGCAAUAAACAUCCAACCCCCCCGCAGCACAUACUCAGGUUACACCGGGAGAUUCACCGGCGAGCCACUGCACGAGGGAUGCAGAUCCAGGGGUGCGUUUAAAGAGGAACCUGAGGAGCUCCGGAGCAGCAUGCAGACGGAUGACCCGACCGUCUGUGAACAGCCCAGAGAACAUCAUGGGCCGCUGGUGUUGGAGCAGAGACGCAGGCUGCGUACCACGGACGGGCUGUACGAGGAGAGCGACACCCAGGAGGAGAGGAGGGUUCUGGUGGGCAUGAGGCUCCCGGCACAGAGCCCAUUGGUCUCUCUGAACCUCCACCACGUUCUGACCAAACGCGGCUCUAUCCCAUCCGGAUCUUACGCUCUGAGCCAUUUAACGGAGAGCUGUGGUUACCGGGGAGAGGAGAUGAAUCCGUACCUGUACAGGACACAAAGUCCGAGCCCGUCCCCCGAGCGUCAUGGUGUUCCCCAUUACAUAGGCACAUCUGUCAUCAUUAGCAACGAAAGGUGACGCUGCAGGAAAGACAAUAACGGUUGAAAGACUCCUAACAUGAUGUUUUAUGUCAACUCUUUAUGCAAAAUCUGCAGCUAUUUGGUGCAUCUGUAACGAUAUUAAAGUAA